Messenger RNA from Hordeum vulgare subsp. vulgare (domesticated barley), 957 nucleotides. Its product is annotated as B2 protein-like. NCBI's taxonomy places the organism in Eukaryota, Viridiplantae, Streptophyta, Magnoliopsida, Poales, Poaceae. The transcript is spliced from 4 exons. The record is from RefSeq and is a predicted model, not a curated record. The coding region runs from base 48 to 782 and encodes 244 amino acids.
CAAAGGAAACAGCGGAAGCAAACGCCCCAGCCCGCUCCGCCGCCCCCAUGGCGCCGGCGCGCGAGAUCCCGGGGCCUCAGCCGUCGGCGGACGACGCCCCGUUGCCGGCCGGGUUCAUCUUCGUGUGCGACGGCGCGACCACGCCCGAGUGCUUCAGGUACAGGGUGCUGGGCCUGCCGCGGCGGAAGCUGGGCGCCGUCUCCCGGAUCAGGCGCGGCGCGGCGCUCUUCCUCUACGACUUCGACGCUAGGUACCUCUACGGGCCCUACCGCGCCGACUCCGACGGCGGGCGCGACCUCGAGCCCGCCGCCUUCCAAGGCCGCCUACCUGCCCAGGUCAAAUUUAUGAUUGAUGGCGAUUUCAUGCCUGUCCGAGGGAAAACUAUGAGAUACACCAUAAAAGAGAAUUAUCCCGGCAAGUUCUUGCCAGAACUUACCUUUACACAAGUUGAGAAACUGAGAGCAUUGUUCCGUCCAAUUACUUCACUGCCAGUGCCAGAGGCACCACCUCUGUAUUAUGUUGACAACAGUCAUGCCGCUCCAUCUACUGCUUUUCUGCAUCCUUCAGCUUCAUCUUCAUACCCAACACAGCCAGCUUCUUAUGUGCAUCACACAAGCGCCUAUGUUCUCACUCCAGCUGCUCAUCUAGUGCCAAAUGAAGUGCCUGGGAGAGUUGUGCCACCACAUGAACUGUCCGUGACGAACCCGCAACUUGUCAUGCACUAUGGGUACGCCGCAGGCAGCGAGGGUGCAACCGGAGAAACUACACAAGUCCAGUACUGACGGAGCGAUCUACUCCCAUGCGGGUGCCUCAGCGAUCACUUUAUCAAAAUCAGUUUCACUUCAUCAAAUUCACUUUGGAGCAGUUUCAUACAGAAGCUAUAACACUAUCUUUUUUAAAAAACUCAAUGCAUUGCAUUAAACAGUGUGCGAAGCGCAUUCGCUCGUCACCAAAGCA